AAUCAACCCAUCACAAUGAGCAAAGACUCCUCCCCAACACACAUCCACAUGCACCACCCUCGUCUGGCAGACUACUUUGAAGACUUUACGCGUCCACACACCUCUCACACGGCAUCUCUCACCUCUUCCUCCUCAUCGCACUUCUACCACAACCACACCGUCACAUACGGAUCCUCUUCUCCGACUCUCGUUCCCUCCUUCCUGCCGAUCGAGGACAUCUACAUUCCCCCGCAGUACCAGCCACCCAACCCGGAGGACGAAGACGACGUGGUCCCCGACCAGCAUGCGGCGUUUGGGAUCACGAGGGCUAUGGAGAGACGACGCGAGACGGUCUGGCGGGAUCUGGGGCUUGAGGGGUUAGUGAGUUCCGGUGGGCUUGCGCAGACAGAUACCCCGGUGAAAAAGGUUUCGGAUGCGGGGAAAUUAAUGGGUGGGAAGAGGCAAAGGCCGGUUUGUUUACGGUGAUAAUUGGGUUUCUUUAUGUUUUUUUUUUUUUACGGAGAAUUGGGUUGUAUUAUUAUGUAUAUAUAUAUAUAUAUACCCCGGAUU
Messenger RNA from Aspergillus ochraceoroseus IBT 24754, 549 nucleotides. Its product is annotated as Apc13 domain protein. Lineage: Eukaryota; Fungi; Ascomycota; Eurotiomycetes; Eurotiales; Aspergillaceae. The transcript has 2 exons. The record is from RefSeq and is a predicted model, not a curated record. Gene Ontology annotation, biological process: positive regulation of mitotic metaphase/anaphase transition. Gene Ontology annotation, cellular component: anaphase-promoting complex. Bases 16 to 465 code for a protein of 149 amino acids.